GUAGCCCACUUGUCUUCGUCGUUCUCUUCGACUUAGUGGUGUGUACUGCUGAAAUUUUCCGAAAAAGAAAAUCUUGUUAAAAUUUCGCGUAAUAAGUGCGUGUAUAACGAUUUUUUGAUUAAAUACGCACAAAGAGCAUUUUUCGUCGUCAAAAAAAUGUAUUGGCUUUGAUGGCGGUAAAUCAGCAGAUCUGUGAAACAACAUCGAAUAAGAACGUAAUUGAGCCAGUGUGAGUGGUGAAAAUCAUCGAGCAGUGUGUGAAAAGAAAAUCAGUGCUGAACAGUGCCUGCAAACCACCCACCCGCCUCCCAAAUAUUAAAAUAAUAAUCGAAUGAGGGUCUGACGACGACAAACUGUUUUUGCCAUUUCUUGCCAACGAAGAAAAACAUAAACGCGUCACCACAUUCGCGUUGAUAGUGUAGGCUUUAAAUACCAAAAUCUUGCGAUCAAAUAAACAAAAACAGCAAAUAAUUGUCCAAAGAGAGUGUUUGGAGGGUAUACAAUAAUUCGGAGAAAACUUAAGCAAAAAUAGUUCCAUCAUUAGGUUGACAAAACAACUACGUUUAACACGCAAUUGCAAAAACAAUCUGGUAGUGAUUUGCCUAAAUUAGUGGUGUAUAAAAACGUUAGGAAAAACGGGAAAUCCAACAACAUUAGCUGCGUCGCCAGCGACGUACCAACUGACCACAACAAACAGGCAACAGCAAAAAGGUUUUAAUUGUUAGCAACGUAUUCCAUAGAGCGUGCGGUCUUAACGAGGGGAUUUAAUACUACAAACGUUGGCGUGAACGCGUCAUGUCCGACAUCAUGAAUAUCGACAGCAUUAUUUCAAGAUUAUUAGAAGUGCGUGGAGCACGACCUGGCAAAAAUGUACAACUAUCAGAGAGUGAAAUUCGAGGCCUAUGCCUGAAGUCACGCGAAAUAUUCCUAUCGCAACCGAUUCUCUUGGAAUUAGAAGCCCCGUUGAAAAUAUGCGGCGACAUUCACGGCCAAUACUACGAUCUGCUGCGUCUCUUUGAAUAUGGUGGCUUCCCGCCAGAAUCAAAUUAUCUAUUUUUGGGGGACUAUGUGGAUCGUGGCAAGCAAUCACUGGAGACUAUUUGCCUGUUGUUGGCUUACAAAAUAAAGUAUUCGGAGAAUUUUUUCUUGCUGCGUGGCAAUCACGAAUGUGCCAGCAUAAACAGAAUUUAUGGCUUUUACGAUGAGUGCAAGCGCCGAUAUACAAUUAAGCUGUGGAAAACGUUUACAGAUUGUUUUAAUUGUUUACCUGUGGCGGCUAUUGUUGACGAAAAGAUUUUCUGCUGUCACGGCGGUCUCAGUCCUGAUUUAUCGUCCAUGGAGCAAAUAAGACGCAUAAUGCGUCCCACAGACGUGCCCGACCAGGGGUUGCUAUGUGAUCUCUUAUGGUCAGAUCCCGAUAAGGAUACAAUGGGUUGGGGUGAGAAUGAUCGUGGUGUGAGUUUCACAUUUGGCGCUGAGGUUGUUGGGAAAUUUUUGCAAAAGCAUGAUUUCGAUUUGAUUUGUCGCGCGCAUCAAGUUGUCGAGGAUGGUUAUGAGUUCUUUGCAAAGCGACAAUUGGUCACACUGUUCUCCGCACCAAACUACUGUGGUGAAUUUGACAAUGCAGGUGCAAUGAUGUCCGUGGAUGAUACACUAAUGUGUUCCUUCCAAAUAUUGAAACCGGCUGAUAAGCGUCGGUUUGUCUAUCCGAAUUUCGGCAGCUCAGGGCGUCCAUUGACUCCACCACGAGGAGCCAACAACAAAAAUAAAAAGAAAUAAACGCAUACUCCAUCCAAAACAAAGAAAGGAGUUGAGCAAAAUUAGCAAAUUCAAGUUGAAGCAUAAAGAUACAAAAGGCGAUAUGAGUGAAAUCGAAUAUACGGAAAAAUGUGAAAAGACGAAAGAAAAAAACGAAGAAAUGAGGAGAUGUAAAAAUAAAACAAAGCACUACACUGCAAAAGCAAACAUUUACAAAAAAAGGAGCAAAAACGUAAAGAAAACAUUAAAAGUUAAUUGGAAAUACGCAGCGGCCACACAAAACCACAUUCUGUGCAUACUUACAUAACAUAUACCCCACAUACACCGCCACAUCUAUAGAAAACAGCAUCACAUACACGAAAAUUUUUUUUUGUAAAUUAGCAUAUUUUUGCACUUAAAUCAAUGCACUCUGUUUUUAAGUAUAUUAUUUUAUUUAAUUUUAAUAUCAUUGUUUACGUUAUAUACAUAUAUACAUAUGUAAAGAUUCGCAGUCCUAUUUUGAAAUUGGCUGAAACAAAAAUUUGCUGUUAAAAAUCGUUCGGCUGCAAUUUGUUCCAAAGCUAUGUUAAGUUGUCAGUUGAAGAAGGCUGAUAUUUCAAGCAAAAAAUAUUCUAUGUGUAACAGCUGCCAAAAAAGCCUUUUGAACGGUUUGUGCACUGUCGAUGGCAGCAUAGCGAUUCUUCAACACAUAUUUGUCAAAAAUUUCGGACAGUAUCGAAAUAGGGUUGUGAAUGGCUAUUUUUCGGUUUAUAUUUGUUUAGUACAAGCAAAAUGUGUAGUUUUGUAUACAAAUGCAAUAUGGAAGAUAUUAAGCGCAAUCAACAACAUACAAAUACAUAGGUAUAUUUUUUUUUUAAUUUUUAGUAAUGGGAAACAUUUUCAUAAUGGUGAAAAAAAUAAAAAUAACAAAUCAUAAGGGUCAGAAUUAAAAAAAAAAUUGCAAAUUUGCAAAAAAGCAAGUUUAUAAAUGUUCCUUUUCUUCUGAACCAUAACUAAGCACCUUUGUUUCUGUACUAUGCAGUACAGAAUCGAAUUCGAUUCUAUGUCACUCAGAUUUAUGUAAAAAAAUUAUUUUGGAUUGGAACUAUUCCUCUUUGCUAAAACAAAAAUCACAUCCCACCCAUUUAUCUAGCCAAUUUCCCAUCUCAAGUAAACCAUAAAUCCUUACAUGCAUAUACAAUCAUUCUUAAAUCUAUUAUGGAAAAUAUUUUCGCGCUACUACCAAAAAUAUUUAGUUUGUGAAAACUAUUCACUUGCAGCUCUAUUUUGCACAGGUUUUGUUUCCAAGAAAUGCUUUACUUCUAUUUUAUUUAGAAAAAGAAAAAAUGUUUGUAACCGUUGCCGGAUAGGGCUGCUAGAGUUUAUUUUACUACAUUUAAAAUAAGUUGCAUGCCCACAUUGUUUUGUUAUUGUAAAUUUUGCACAUUCAUAACACAAUGGAAACACCCACAAAAAGAGAGAAAAAAAAAACAAAAAAAAGAGAGUAAGAACAAAAUAACUGCAUGGUUUUCUCAAUUUAGUUGUAAGCAUAAAUGAUGCAUUGAUUUACACCAAAAACAAAAGAAAUGAAAAAUAAAAAACAAUUAAUAUCAACGAAAACCGCUUUGUUUUACGAAUAAAUCAAACAAAGAAAUCAUAUACAAUAGUUGAACCAACCAAACGUAAAUAAUGAAGAAAACAACAAAGAACAACAAAUACUGAAGCUUCUAAUACGCACUAAAUUUUAUAAAUAAAAAUUUGUAAAAAAACCUUACUAAAUAUAGUAAUAAGAGAAGUAUGUAUGUAAUAAAAUAAAAACCAAUGCUUAAAAAAGUAUUGCAAGUUAGGAGAAGCAGCGUAUAAGAGAAAUUGGAUUUGUACAACCAACUAAACAAAUAAAUGAAACUACACAUACAUACAUUACUAUGUAUACUUGUUAACGGCUAGAUUAUUUAUAUAUACAUACAUAAAUGACAUAACUUAUUCUAUGUACUUGAGAAUAAAUCUGUUUUCUCUGCUUAUACUAUACUCUGUUAAAUAUUAUGUACAAUUUAUAUACAUAAGUGCAUACAGCAGUGAGACAUUGGCAUUGGCUGUCGCUAAAUUGCAAAAGCGAACAUUUUGGAGACAUUAAAAUUUGCGCCUAAAAGGAUGCUACAAACGCAGCACGUUGUCAGCACAUAUGGAAAAAACCAUUUAAGCUAUGUUGCAGUUCUAAGGCUUAAUAACUAAUUGAUUUGUUCUUGUAACAGCUUAAAAAAUUCUUCAUCCACUUUUGCUAAAUGGUGCGCGUAGAGUGGUUCUUGAUCGGACUCACACUUGUAGUAUAUAUAUUCUAGUAUCAACACGGAUGUUGUGGCACCAUUUAAGUAUAGAAUAUUUUUGAUUUAGCGAUGGUGAAUUUCGAAUUCUCACUGCAGUCUUACACUUUUCUUUCAAGAGCAACAACAAAGUAACACGUUGGAAAAAUUAGUUGAAACAAAAGACCUUUCCAUUAUUUAGUUGUUAGAUAAAUGAGUUAUUUGAACGAAGCGAAAAUACAAAGCGACGCGUCGAAAAUGACAUAUUUAAUGUAAUCAUAUAAUGUAAAAUUAGCUAAGAGGUGUUGAAAAAUAGAAAGGAAUUUAAUGUAUGCAGGUUUAGUUUACAAAAUGCACUGUAAAAAUGUAACUUUCAGUCUAAAGCUCCCCAUA
Messenger RNA from Anastrepha obliqua, 4430 nucleotides. It is a transcript of the gene Pp1alpha-96A, whose product is annotated as serine/threonine-protein phosphatase alpha-1 isoform. The record is from RefSeq and is a predicted model, not a curated record. NCBI's taxonomy places the organism in Eukaryota, Metazoa, Arthropoda, Insecta, Diptera, Tephritidae. Gene Ontology annotation, cellular component: cytoplasm; nucleus. The transcript has 7 exons. Gene Ontology annotation, molecular function: protein serine/threonine phosphatase activity. The coding region runs from base 796 to 1779 and encodes 327 amino acids.